Molecule: messenger RNA, 339 nt
Organism: Soboliphyme baturini
Lineage: Eukaryota; Metazoa; Nematoda; Enoplea; Dioctophymatida; Soboliphymatidae
Source: the annotation of a GenBank genome assembly
AUGAGAAAAUAUCGAUUUCAAAAAGAACGAACGAAAGCCUAUAGCAAACGACUGAAAUCGGAGAACUGUCCUUCCGUCUGUCGUCCGUCCCUUGGCGACCAUCUCCCUCCUCAGUUGUUCGCCUGCUCCCUGCUCGUCACCGCUGUCGUCGCCACCCCUAUGCGUGACCUCAAGCCAGACAGACACUCGUCGAUCGAUCAGAGGGCACGAAAUGCGUUUGCGCUGAGGUCAUGCAGCACAGCUGCGGUCGCCAUCGAGCAAACACACUGGGAAACAUCCUGUAGGACGGACGAGCUGCAGCCAGCCACUUCGAAUCAACUGCUCGCUUCAUCAGGUUGA